AUCACCCUGUUUCUACCAUAUUCUUCUCCAGCCUAUGUGGGAUGCUACAAAGAUCUGGAGAAUCACCGUGUUUUUCCUCACGAGAAACCGUCUUCCACUGAUAUGAACGUUGAGAUGUGUAUUAAGGAAUGCUCUGGAAAUCGAUAUGCUGGCGUUGAGAAUGGUGACGAGUGUUGGUGCGGGGCAUCAGUGGGCGAUGACACGAAGGUGGCGGAGGACCACUGCAGGAUGCAAUGUUCGGGCGACCAUGGUCAGAUAUGCGGCGAUGCCUGGUAUAUAUCGGUGUAUACAACAGCUUCAGAUUUCUCCAAUGUUGUAACCAAAGGCUACAUAUCUUCUGCCAGUGGUCUUCACAUGGUAUCGGGUCUGGCUGCAAGCAGGGCACAUCCUGGCUACCUCUAUGUCAUCAAUGACAAUGCCGGGGCAGACAAGAUCUACAUGGUUCAUGAUGACACAGCUAAAGUAAUACUUAUUAGAGAUUCUAUAUUCAGUGACGUGGAAACAUACAAGUCAAAGAUGGAGAAUUCAGGCUGUAGAAGAAGAAGAAGAAGAAGAAGAAGAAGACAGACUAUAGAAGAAGAAGAGGACAGUGGAAGAAGACAGGCUAUGGGAGAAAAGGACUGA
Molecule: messenger RNA, 624 nt
Organism: Haliotis rubra (blacklip abalone)
Lineage: Eukaryota; Metazoa; Mollusca; Gastropoda; Lepetellida; Haliotidae
Product: WSC domain-containing protein 2-like
Exons: 5
Coding region: 103-624 (173 amino acids)
Cellular component (GO): plasma membrane
Source: RefSeq, a predicted model, not a curated record